AUGUAUGCCACUCGGGCUCUUCGCAUGUUCCGGCCGACGCUCCGCAUGAUGCGGCCCGUUCCCAAGGAGGAGCAAGCCGCCCACACCGUCUCUCAGAGGCUGCGCCGCCUGAAGAACAUCCCGGCCGAGCUGCUGCCCCUCGGUGUCGUCGUCGGCUUUGCUGUGUUCGCCGCCGGCUACUCCAUCACCCGCCACCUAUUCGUCGACAAGACCAUCCGCCUGAAGCGCCAGAACCGUCUGGCCGAUAACGCUGCCCACGGCCACGAGGAGCACGCCGAGGCUGCCGAGCACGCCGAGGCCGUCGUGGAGGCGAAGCAGUAA
Grosmannia clavigera kw1407 is the source of this 321-nucleotide messenger RNA. RefSeq lists its product as uncharacterized. The transcript is spliced from 4 exons. Lineage: Eukaryota; Fungi; Ascomycota; Sordariomycetes; Ophiostomatales; Ophiostomataceae. The record is from RefSeq and is a predicted model, not a curated record. Bases 1 to 321 code for a protein of 106 amino acids.